AUGGGGGAGGAAGAGGAAAAGGACGCGUUGGCCCACGCCAUGGAGCUCGCAACUGAAGGCAUGGAUGAGGCCAAAGAGGAGGAGGGUGACAACAUGGAGGAAGGCAGGAAGAGUGAAAAGAAGGAAGCAAAAGGAAAGGGAAGUCCAAAAGCAAAGGGAAGUCCAAAAAAGAAGGCAAAGGCGAAGGCAAAAGGUAAGGCGAAGUCUGUAAUGAAAAAGCCUGCCUCGAGUUGCACGACUCAGAAGCUAGAGGCUGAAGAGAACAAGAAGAAGAAUGAGACCAAAAAGGAUAGCAAGACAAAGAAGACCGACGAAGAGGGGAAGGGUCCGAAGUCACAGACCAAGGGAAAGAAUGAAGAUCCCAAGGACCCCAAGGAGAAAAAGAGUGGAAAGAGAGCCCUGGAAGAAAAGGCCAAGGCAAUUCAGCUCACCCAAAGCAGUGAUGAGGAGGGGGAGGGUGAGGAGGAGGAGAAGCCCUCGGAUGAAUUGGACGAAAAGAGGCACCCGAAGAAAGCCUAUGUGUUCAACAAGCUCUUGGCCACACUGCCGGAGACGGUGCAGAGCAUCUUCAAUGACAAAACCGUUUCCAGGGCGCAAAAAACAAAGUUGGUGAACAACAUGGUUGAGGAGAACAGCAAGGGGAAGUUCGUCUUGAAGGAUGUGGCUGACUGUCCAGUGGCCCAAGCGUUGAGCAAGCAGUACAACUUGACCAAGGGCAAGGAGAAGGCCAAGGGAUACCCUCGUUGUGUCAUCGCCGCCAAGCUAGGCGGGGAGAUGCAGCUCGAGCGCGCCCUUCAAAGUGGGGAAGUGGUGCCUGUUGAGGACAAAGGAAAGAUCUUUUAUUGCAUCCAGAGCAUCAGCAUCACUAAGGAGAAGGGUGUGACGCAGAGUGUCAACAUGCAGUCUGCUCCCCGAGCUCUCGAGAAGGAGUCUGAGAUGGAGGCCUUGACAACCUUCUUCGACACCUUUGACCCUGCUUUGGUAUCUACUAUGCAGCAGAAACAAGUGCAGUUCGACAGGCAGGAGCAUGGAGGUCGACCGCAACCGCAAGCGCCGCUGGCCCUAUGUGACGCGGCUCCUCCCUCUUUGCCAUCCUCUGGCUCAACAUGUCAGUUGCCAGACCACGUCCUGGGGAAGAUCGACCAGGCUUUAGAUUGGGGCAAGAAAGUCAAGGAAUCAGUCAAGAAGGCCCUGAGUUCUCCUGUGUCUGGCACCACUGGCCAGAACCUCAAGGUGCAGCUCCAGGGCAAGAUUGAUACACUCUUGCGGCAGCAAAUGGCAUUGGAGAACAUGCGGAUUUCAGGAGUGGCCACCAUGGCCAAUGCGAAGACCUGUCUACUCGAGGCAAGUCAAUGCUUUGUGGACGUCCAGGAGUUGAUCAAGGCAAUCGGUGCUAUGGGAUAG
Molecule: messenger RNA, 1404 nt
Organism: Durusdinium trenchii
Lineage: Eukaryota; Dinophyceae; Suessiales; Symbiodiniaceae
Source: the annotation of a GenBank genome assembly